Molecule: messenger RNA, 3726 nt
Organism: Drosophila takahashii
Lineage: Eukaryota; Metazoa; Arthropoda; Insecta; Diptera; Drosophilidae
Gene: su(Hw)
Product: suppressor of Hairy wing
Biological process (GO): regulation of transcription by RNA polymerase II
Molecular function (GO): RNA polymerase II cis-regulatory region sequence-specific DNA binding; DNA-binding transcription factor activity
Source: RefSeq, a predicted model, not a curated record
CUCUGGUAUGAAAUAAAAGUGGCGACGCGGUCGCACUAAUCGCUUGUCGUGUUGGAAUUUAAAGCAUAAAAUUGGGUAAAUUGUGAUUGUUUUUCAACGUUCGGCUUAGCAUCGGCAGAGAUCACUUCGCGACGAGUUUGGAAAUGACUGUGAAGUGAGGAGUUGAGCCAGUGUCUCAUCGAUUUCUCUGCCUUCCGCCGCGGCCGCCGCCACUUUCUUUUGUUGAGGAGAAAAGACCUGCAUGCCUAAUCAGCAGACGAAUCGGCCAAGAUCGCCUCAUCCUUCGGGCCGCAGAAAAACAUUCGAUAUUUAAAAAGUAUGCAACGGAUUUCAGUGUGCAUUAGAAUUAAUUCCAACCCCUUGGAAACCAAUUUUAUUUAAGAAGAAAACUUGUUGCGUUUUCUGUGCGUCAGGCGCGGUAGUGUUGUCUCGCUCGCACCCGUGCGAUCCGAUCGCAAAGAUCGAUUUUGGUGACGCCAUUUUUUCUUUGCUGCUUUUGGGUGACGCUGGCAAAAUCCAAUUGGAAUUCUAAAUCACGUGCCCAAAAGUAGGCUAGGCGGCGCUAGCUGAUCCUGAUCCUGGAUUUACCUCGACCUAACCUAAUUUCAGGCUGUCAUCGCCAAGAUGAGCGCCUCCAAGGAGGGCAAGGAGAAGAAGAUCAAGAUACUGGGCGUGGAGAACAUUUCGCCGCCCAAGGACAAGCGUCCUGCCACCAGAAUGAAGCUCUUGAACGAGAUAGGAGCAGCCGGAGAUCCUGAAACCACCACCAGUAGCUCCUCAUCAAAAACUCCCCCGAGUAAGCAGGAAAAACGAGGCACUGCAUCCCGCAUCAAAAUACUCAAUGAAGAAAUCCUGGCCACGCCAAAGGCGGAGAAAAGGGGCGCCACCAAGGCGACCGCCUCCACAGUGAAGAUUCUCAACGAGAAGCGGCUGCCCAGCGCCACCGUAACCGCCGUGGAAACGGCCAAGAUCAAGACAUCGCCCAGCAAGCGCAAGAAGAUGGAGCACUAUGUGCUGCAGGCGGUGAAGACCGAGAACAGCAAGGCGGACACCACGGUGACGGUGGCCACCGCCGAGGACGAGGAGACGAUUGCCUACAUUCUGGCCGACGAUGAGGAGGUGGUGCCGGGUAGGAUUCAGGACACCAAUGGCCAGGAGAUCGUUGUCACCGAGGAGGACGAGGACGACAAGGAAGACGGCGAGGAGGAUGCGGAGGGCGAGGGCAACUCCAGCCACGGGGCAAAGAUCAAGGAGAUCGUGGAGCACGUGUGCGGCAAGUGCUACAAGACCUUCCGGCGCGUCCAGAGCCUCAAGAAGCAUCUGGAGUUCUGUCGCUACGACAGCGGCUAUCAUCUGCGCAAGGCCGACAUGCUCAAGAACCUGGAGAAGAUCGAGAAGGAUGCCGUGGUGAUGGAGAAGAAGGACAUCUGCUUCUGCUGCAGCGAAAGUUACGAUACCUUUCAUCUGGGCCACAUCAACUGCCCCGACUGCCCCAAGUCGUUCAAGACGCAGACCAGCUACGAGCGCCACAUCUUCAUCACCCACUCCGAGUUCAGCGACUUUCCGUGCUCCAUCUGCAAUGCCAAUCUGCGCAGCGAGGCCUUGCUGUCGCUCCACGAGGAGCAGCACAAGUCGCGUGGCAAGCCCUAUGCCUGCAAGAUCUGCGGCAAGGACUUCACGCGCUCCUACCACUUGAAGCGCCACCAGAAGUACUCGUCGUGUUCGUCGAACGAAACGGAUACCAUGAGCUGCAAGGUGUGCGAUCGCGUCUUUUAUCGCCUGGACAACCUGCGAUCGCAUCUCAAGCAGCACUUGGGCACGCAGGUGGUGAAGAAGCCCGAGUACAUGUGCCACACGUGCAAGAACUGUUUCUACAGCCUGUCCACACUCAACAUACACAUACGCACACAUACCGGCGAGAAACCCUUCGAUUGCGAUCUGUGCGACAAGAAGUUCUCCGCUUUGGUGGCCCUCAAAAAGCAUCGACGCUAUCACACUGGCGAGAAACCCUACAGUUGCACUGUGUGCAACCAAGCCUUUGCCGUCAAGGAAGUGCUCAAUCGUCACAUGAAGCGCCACACUGGCGAGCGACCACACAAGUGUGAGGAGUGCGGCAAGAGCUUCAUCCAGGCCACCCAGCUGCGUACCCAUUCCAAGACCCAUAUUCGCCCCUUUGCCUGCGAUCAGUGCGAGGAGAAGUUCAAAACUGAGAAGCAACUUGAGCGCCAUGUGAAGACUCACUCGCGCACAAAACGUCCCGUCUUCUCCUGCACCGAAUGCAAGGCCACCUUCCGCACCACGGCGCUGCUCAAGGAGCACAUGGACGAGGGCAAACACAUCCCAAAAGAAAAAAGGACCACCAAGCGUUCGGCCAUCAAAAUUAUGGAGCGAACGGAUUGCGCCAUUUGCGAUAAGAACUUCGACAGCAGCGUAACGCUGCGCCGUCACAUUCGCACCGUGCACGAGUGCGAUCCCGAUGAUAUCUUUGGCGUUGAACCGCAGCCUUCGAAGCGCGCAAAGAAGACGCCGCUCACUGAAAUCGAAGAUGAUGAGGAGGUUGUCCCAGUGGCUCUCAACACUUCGGCGGGCUCCCUGAUUUCCAGCCAAACGGAUGGGAAUGGCGUUGUGGUGCGCGAAUUCCUGGUGGACGAGGGCGAUGGCGCUGCCCAGACCAUUACACUGGAAAACGAAACGUACACGAUUCUCCCGUUGGACGGCGCCAUCGAGGGAGAGCAGCUGACGGAUGAAAGCGGUGUAAAGCCAGAGGGCAAAAAGGAUGAGACACAGAUCUCACCGGUGGUCAAGAAGGAGCAGCGCAAAUCCCUGGCCGCCAGCUUGGCUGCUGCCAUCGCGGAUAAUCUGGACGAAGCAUCGAGCGAGGAUGAGGUUAGCGGCGAAAUCCUGACCGAAGAGGAUCUAAAGCUUAAGGAGAACGUGGGCAAACUCAUUGACAUGCUGGUGGAUCCGCCCAUCCUGAAGAAAUACGGGUGGCCCAAUGCCCCCGAGGAGAUGGUGCUCUGCAAGGUGAUCGAGAACUGCGGCCACGACUUGCAAAAAGGUGCCGAGAACUACGCCGAACUGGACUACGGCAGUCGCAUGCGGGAGUAUUGCAAACUGCUCUUCACCGUUGUGAUUCACAACGAUUCCAUCAAGUCGCUGCUCAACAAUUUCCCCAUCGACGAUGUCAUCGAGUAUGUUCUGGGCGAUGAGGAGCAGGAAGAUGGCUUGGGAAAGGACAAGGAGGUCGAGGAUAAGUCAGCUGCAGAGGAUGAUGAAGCGGAGACAAUCACAGGCGAUGCUGAAAAGGAGGAGAUCCCAGAGAAACCUCAAAUAAGUGCGACCUUAGAGGAAACUAAAGAGUCGGUAACAGAAGAGAAGAAAAAAGCUGCCCCAUCGGAAACCGAAAAAGAAAAGGUUUGAUUUUUUCAGCCUUUGAUGCAUUGUAUAUGCAUGUUAUUAUCGCACAAUUAUUCAAAUCUGAGGAAUCGAGAGGGAAAGUUAAAUACUUUAAGGCUCGUUUUGGUUUUUUUAAGAACACUAGUUUUAAGAGUGUUGGUUUCGGUUCAAACACCAAGUGACCUUAGAAGAGAAACUCACCGUCUGUUGUUAAAUUCUUCCAUUUUUUUACCAGAACUGUUUACAAACUAACAAAUCACCCAAAAAGAAACCAACCAACUUAUUGCGUAUCAAAGAUAUUUUGAUAUUAUUAUAUACAUUUUAUAUAUA